Messenger RNA from Bombyx mandarina (wild silkworm), 953 nucleotides. RefSeq names its product dynein light chain 2, cytoplasmic. Gene Ontology annotation, biological process: microtubule-based process. Gene Ontology annotation, molecular function: dynein intermediate chain binding. Gene Ontology annotation, cellular component: cytoplasmic dynein complex. NCBI's taxonomy places the organism in Eukaryota, Metazoa, Arthropoda, Insecta, Lepidoptera, Bombycidae. The record is from RefSeq and is a predicted model, not a curated record.
AGAACGCCCUCUCGCGCAUGUCGAGUGCAAUUUUGUUGAAAGAAGCCUGUGAAAGAAUCCUCUGGAAAGUAGGCAUCGAAUCUCCGGUUAUCAAAAUCUUAACGUGAGAAAUUGUUCAUUUAUCGAAGCAAAAACAAACCCAAGACAAGAUGUGUGAUCGCAAAGCAGUCAUAAAGAAUGCUGACAUGAGCGAAGAGAUGCAGCAAGAUGCUGUUGACUGUGCAACUCAAGCGCUCGAGAAAUUUAACAUUGAAAAGGACAUAGCUGCAUUCAUCAAGAAAGAAUUUGACAAGAAAUACAAUCCUACCUGGCAUUGCAUCGUGGGUCGUAAUUUUGGCUCGUAUGUGACACACGAGACUCGCCACUUCAUCUACUUCUACCUGGGACAGGUGGCUAUACUGCUCUUUAAGAGCGGUUAGACCAUUUAGCAUCACUUCUAUUUUUUUGUUAGCAGCGGACGCAGUAUUAUCAGAUGGAUAGCCUUUGCAGAUUCUCAUGCGAGGCUCGGGCUGUGGUACAUUCCCAUAGGUAGCUAGCAGCCAGAGUGUGGCAGGAGGAGGCAAGGCUAGUGCUGGUGUGAACGGUUCUCGAGUGAGUGCGAGAGUGGGUGCACAGUUUUCACUUACACUGUUUAUUUAAUCAGAAAUUCACAAUGCUGGACAUUAACUGCGUCUUACCUCUUCACUUAGUCCCAGGCGCAUGCGGUGUAUGUUUGUACUGUGUUAGCUAUAACUUAAGGAACUUUUGACUUGUAAACAUUCACUUCACCUAGUGUAUUUAUAUUAAAGGAAAUUUUAGUUAAUUAUUACCCUAGACUUAUUACCCUAGUAUAGUGUAAAAGUCAUAAUUAUGUUAGUACCUAACAAAAUUUAUUGUUUUAAUUUGUUUGUUAUUACAUUCACUGGAGAUAUUUUUCAAAUACUUCUAUGAUUAAUUAAACUUUCUAUAAACAA